Molecule: messenger RNA, 680 nt
Organism: Engraulis encrasicolus (European anchovy)
Lineage: Eukaryota; Metazoa; Chordata; Actinopteri; Clupeiformes; Engraulidae
Gene: sh3bgrl2
Product: SH3 domain binding glutamate-rich protein like 2
Exons: 4
Coding region: 139-465 (108 amino acids)
Cellular component (GO): cytoplasm
Source: RefSeq, a predicted model, not a curated record
GUGGACGCGCCUCUUCUCCGAUUUAAAGCACAGCUCUUUGGGAGAGUGCGUCGACAGUCUCCCCGCGCUGUCAAAGUGGCAAACAGAAGAAAAGUGUGUGUCGAACCGUCUGGACGGUGGCUGCCAACCGGGAUUAGGAUGGUAAUCAGGGUGUACAUCGCCUCUUCCUCCGGGUCUAUCGCGGUGAAGAAGAAGCAGCAGUCUGUGGUGGGCUUCCUGGAGGCGAACCGCAUCUGCUUUGAGGAGGUGGACAUCACCAUGCUGGAGACGGAGAGGCAGUGGAUGUACCGCAACAUUCCCCUGGAGAAGCACCCCGACGAGGGCAACCCCAUGCCCCCGCAGAUCUUCAACGGCCAGGAGUACUGUGGGGACUAUGAGGACUUUUUUCUGUCGAAGGAGAACAACACUGUCUUUUCAUUCCUGGGCCUGAACUCCCACCCCUCAGUGAAGGAUUCGGAAUCCUAAGGAAGCGAUUGUGAAUGGAAUCAUAUUGCAUCACUUCCUGUCUCUGGUGAUCUAGAACCUGAACCACACUGAAGCCUUGCCAAACGAGGAGGCUGCACCUGUGCCCCCGACCUUAACACACACCAACACACCUACCUUAACUCAUCCUAUCUCUUUCACACACACACACACACACACACACGCACACUCGCAUGCACACACACACACGCACACGC